GCCCGGCGGCCCCGACGGCCGGGAAAGACCGAUAAACUUUGAGCGGACCGGGACAGAAAAAAAAAUCUCUUUGUCUUGAGGGGGCUUUUGGGUGGUCGCGGACCUGGGCUCUGUGCGUUGGGAAAGGGAAGUGGAGGUGAGCCUCGGGCUUCCCGCCCUGUAGCUGGGCCCGCCCCAGUUGCAGCGCUCAGCCCCACCCCGGCUGGGCCACCGCCCUGCACAGUCUCAGGGAUGAGCAGCCGCCCAAGCUGCAGGGCCUCGGGUCUUCGGCGCCUCUGACCCUCGCAGGUUGCUGCCUCUCGGUGCAGAACCGUAUGUAUGUCACACAUUGGAUGUGAGACCUGAGAAACCGUGUUUUAACAGGUUUUUCUCCUUUCCUGGAUACGUUUAUUUCUGGGUCUCUGAAAGAAGAUGAAUUUGGCUGAGAUUUGUGAUAAUGCAAAGAAAGGAAGAGAAUAUGCCCUUCUUGGAAAUUACGACUCAUCAAUGGUAUAUUACCAGGGGGUGAUGCAGCAGAUUCAGAGACAUUGCCAGUCAGUCAGAGAUCCAGCUAUCAAAGGCAAAUGGCAACAGGUUCGGCAGGAAUUAUUGGAGGAAUAUGAACAAGUCAAAAGUAUUGUCAGCACUUUAGAAAGUUUUAAAAUUGACAAGCCUCCAGAUUUCCCUGUGUCCUGUCAAGAUGAACCAUUUAGAGAUCCUGCUGUUUGGCCACCCCCUGUUCCUGCAGAACACAGAGCUCCACCUCAGAUCAGGCGUCCCAGUCGAGAAGUAAGACCUCUGAGGAAAGAAAUGGCAGGAGUAGGAGCCCGGGGACCUGUAGGCCGAGCACAUCCUAUAUCAAAGAGUGAAAAGCCUUCUACAAGUAGGGACAAGGACUAUAGAGCAAGAGGGAGAGAUGACAAGGGAAGGAAGAAUAUGCAAGAUGGUGCAAGUGAUGGUGAAAUGCCAAAAUUUGAUGGUGCUGGUUAUGAUAAGGAUCUGGUGGAAGCCCUUGAAAGAGACAUUGUAUCCAGGAAUCCUAGCAUUCAUUGGGAUGACAUAGCAGAUCUGGAAGAAGCUAAGAAGUUGCUAAGGGAAGCUGUUGUUCUUCCAAUGUGGAUGCCUGACUUUUUCAAAGGGAUUAGAAGGCCAUGGAAGGGUGUACUGAUGGUUGGACCCCCAGGCACUGGUAAAACUAUGCUAGCUAAAGCUGUUGCCACUGAAUGUGGUACAACAUUCUUCAACGUUUCGUCUUCUACGCUGACAUCUAAAUACAGAGGUGAAUCUGAGAAGUUAGUUCGUCUGUUGUUUGAGAUGGCUAGAUUUUAUGCCCCUACCACGAUCUUCAUUGAUGAGAUAGAUUCUAUCUGCAGUCGAAGAGGAACCUCUGAUGAACAUGAGGCAAGUCGCAGGGUCAAGUCUGAACUGCUCAUUCAGAUGGAUGGAGUUGGAGGAGCUUUAGAAAAUGAUGAUCCUUCCAAAAUGGUUAUGGUAUUGGCUGCUACUAAUUUUCCGUGGGACAUUGAUGAAGCUUUGCGAAGAAGGUUAGAAAAAAGGAUAUAUAUACCUCUCCCAACAGCAAAAGGAAGAGCCGAGCUUCUGAAGAUCAACCUUCGUGAGGUCGAAUUAGAUCCUGAUAUUCAACUGGAAGAUAUAGCCGAGAAGAUUGAGGGCUAUUCUGGUGCUGACAUCACUAAUGUUUGCAGGGAUGCCUCUUUAAUGGCAAUGAGACGGCGUAUCAAUGGCUUAAGUCCAGAAGAAAUCCGUGCACUUUCUAAAGAGGAACUUCAGAUGCCCGUUACCAAAGGAGACUUUGAAUUGGCCCUAAAGAAAAUUGCUAAGUCUGUCUCUGCUGCAGACUUGGAGAAGUAUGAAAAAUGGAUGGUUGAAUUUGGAUCUGCUUGAAUUUCUGUCAGCUCUUUAAUUUCUGGUAUUUUUGUUGAUAAAAUACGAAGAAAUUCCUGCAAUUUUUAAAAAACAAGUUUGGAAUUUUUUUCAGUGGAGUGGUUUUCGCUUAAAGGAAAAAAAAUUCUAAAACUGCGAAGAAUACUAAAUGUAGUUGAGAAAUAAUUGAUGGCGAGAGUUUGCUAGUCUCCCUCCCCGGCUUUGUGCUGGUAUUCCACGUAUUCCUGCAUUAAUAUUGCACACCCAAACCAGUCUAUCAGGGAGGCUGAAGAAAGGGCGCAGUGUGAUAUUUUAGGAAUACAGAAGAUUUAGAAAUACCCCUAUUUCUCAUGUGCAGUUUUUUUUUUCAAUUCUGUGCUCUGUCAACAUGAGGGACCUAUCUAUGUAUGUUGACUUUUAACAUCAAAAUUGGAUUUGUGUCAAACAUUCAUUGUUAAGAAUGACAGUAUAUUUUGGAGGAAAUAAUGAAUUUACUAAUUAAACCUUUAGAAUUUAUGACUUACUGUUAGAGUCUGUCAUAUGGUUAGAAUUUUUACUUCCCCUACCCCUGCCAUUUCUUCUGCUAGCUACUUAAUAAUAUCUUGAGCUUUAUUGAGGAAUAUUCUCACGCUCUGUGGUAUUUGAAUCAUUUUGCCAGGUCAUUUCUCUGUCUUUAGUAUUUUUUGCUGGUGCUUCUUACACUUAAUAUGGAAAGGUGGGAAGAAUAUUACUGCAUUAGAUGUAAUUCUUCAUGCUAGACUUCCAAGUUUGUUUUCACUUUUUUUUGUGUGCGUGAAGGAGUCUGUGUCACCCAGGCUGUGUAGUGCAGUGGUUGAUCUUGGCUCACUGCAACCUCUGCCUCCUAGAUUCAAGCAAUUCUCCUGUCUCAGCCUCCCAAGUAGCUGGGAUUACAGGUGCGCACCACCAUGCCUGGCUGUGUUUUCACUUUUCUUUCAACAUGUUCAAACAUAUAUAUAGCCAUUAUUUUUCUCAGCUCCAGCAUUGUUUGAUUUUUCUUGAGUUUGAUUUUAGUAUUUGAGAUAAAUACUUUUGCAUUCUAAACAAGUCCACUCUCUGUGGCUAACACAAAACAAAUGAAAUCUUUAUAGUUUUCCAAACAGCUAGUUUAACAAAACAGCAUCGUACAUAGUGAAUGAUGUUCAUUGGAAAAUUCUAAAAUUUGUCCUUGUCUAGGUUGAGAACUUUUACACACAGUAAGAUAAAGAUAGAAAUCUGACACGCUCACUCAAUUCAGCAGGAAUUACACAUUAGAAAGAAGCCAGAAAAAUAAAUGGCAUAUAUCCAAUCACAAGUAAAUGAUCCUGGCGUUAGUUUUUAUGAUUACAUGUGACUUAUUAGGCAAUUUAUGCUUUAAUGGUCAAGCUUUUAAAAAUUUGUAUUUGAUAACAUCCUGAAUUCUCAGUUUUGAAUAGUGCCUACUGGUUUAAAACUAAAAAUAAUACAGCUUUUUGGACAUUUAACCAAGAUACUAAGAAGGUUUUUUUUAAAAAAAGAGAUUUCAUUAUUUUUCCCUGCUAAAAACUGUAAAUGCCUUAUGUUCUUUUCAGAUAACUUAAGUCUGACCUAAACUCCAGUAUUCAUCUGAUGCUGUAAAUUGCCCUUCUUUCUGAGACACAGAUUAUAAGAUGCCAGAUCAUAAGACAUCAUGAUUUUAUUGUAAUUGAAUUCUUCCUAAAAAUUGAGAGGUUUCCUUUUAUUAACUUUUAAAAUAAAGAAAUAAGUAGUUUCAUUAUGA
Messenger RNA from Gorilla gorilla gorilla (western lowland gorilla), 3619 nucleotides. It is a transcript of the gene KATNAL1, whose product is annotated as katanin catalytic subunit A1 like 1. Gene Ontology annotation, cellular component: microtubule cytoskeleton; microtubule. Gene Ontology annotation, molecular function: microtubule severing ATPase activity; ATP binding; microtubule binding. Lineage: Eukaryota; Metazoa; Chordata; Mammalia; Primates; Hominidae. Gene Ontology annotation, biological process: microtubule severing. The record is from RefSeq and is a predicted model, not a curated record. Bases 412 to 1884 code for a protein of 490 amino acids. The transcript is spliced from 11 exons.